Molecule: messenger RNA, 3102 nt
Organism: Phyllotreta striolata
Lineage: Eukaryota; Metazoa; Arthropoda; Insecta; Coleoptera; Chrysomelidae
Source: the annotation of a GenBank genome assembly
UAUUUCUUUUUCCGAGUAUUUCCAAUAUUUCAAAUCUAGUACACUUUGAUGUCAAAUUCUAUUACGCAAGAAGUUUUGAUGGUGGCAACACUGAACCCGGCCCGCUGCGAUUCAAUCGUUGACAAGGUCACCUUCAAUCAACCUAACCAACAAAAACACCCAGGAUUUGGCCCGAUAUCAAUUAAUCAAGUAACUGAAGUAACCCGUAAAGUCGAAUCAGUCAUUACGCAGUGCUCGGGCGGUUCCACUUCCACGGCACGCUCGAUUUACACGUAGAAAAAUACGAUUUUAAGAGAGCUUUACGAGCAGGCCAAGAUGGCAGCCCCCCAAUCGGACACGGAGCGCCGCAAGCAGAUCAGCGUCCGAGGCAUAGCCGAGCUGGACGACGUCAACGAGAUCAAGAAAACGUUCAACCGACAUUUGCACUACACCUUGGUGAAGGACAGGAACGUCGCGACGACCAGGGAUUAUUAUUUCGCGUUGGCCCACACGGUCAAGGAUCACUUGGUGUCGAGAUGGAUCAGGACGCAGCAAUAUUAUUACGAGAAGGAUCCCAAGAGAGUUUACUAUCUCUCAUUGGAAUUCUACAUGGGAAGAUCCCUCCAAAACACCAUGAUCAAUUUGGGCAUACAGACGUCGGUCGAUGAGGCUCUCUAUCAGCUCGGUUUGGACAUCGAAGAGCUAGAGGACAUGGAGGAGGACGCCGGUUUGGGUAACGGAGGAUUAGGCCGUUUGGCCGCCUGUUUUUUGGACUCGAUGGCUACUCUAGGUAUGGCUGCCUACGGUUACGGCAUCCGCUACGACUACGGCAUAUUCACGCAGAAGAUCGUCGACGGGGAGCAACAGGAGGAGCCCGACGAUUGGUUGCGCUACGGUAACCCGUGGGAGAAGGCCCGACCGGAGUACACACUGCCGGUGAAUUUCUACGGACGGGUGGUGGACCAUCCCGACGGGGGCGGCAGGAUGAAAUGGGUCGAUACCCAAGUGGUGUUCGCCUUGCCCUACGACAAUCCCGUGCCGGGUUAUCAGAAUAACGUGGUCAAUACGUUGAGGUUGUGGUCGGCUAAAAGUCCUGUGGAUUUCAAUUUGAAGUUUUUCAACGACGGCGAUUACAUCCAAGCCGUCCUGGACAGAAAUCUCGCCGCCAACAUCUCCAGAGUCCUCUAUCCCAACGACAAUUUCUUCGAAGGCAAAGAGCUCCGUCUCAAGCAGGAGUACUUCAUGUGCGCCGCGACGCUCCAGGACGUCGUCAGACGUUUUAAAACGGCCAAAUUCGGCGCCCGAUCGCCCACUCGAACCGAUUUCGAUCUGUUGCCCGAAAAAGUCGCCAUUCAACUCAACGAUACGCACCCUUCGUUGGCCAUACCGGAGUUGAUGAGGAUUUUGGUCGAUAUUGAAGGCCUCCCGUGGGACAAAGCCUGGGACAUCACCGUCCGCUCGUGCGCCUACACCAACCACACCAUCCUGCCGGAGGCCCUCGAACGCUGGCCCGUCGCCAUGCUCGAAUCGAUCCUGCCGCGCCACCUGCAGAUCAUCUACCGCAUCAACCACCACCACCUGGAGCGCGUCGAGCGCCGCCACCCGGGCGACCAGGACCGCCUCCGGCGCAUGUCGCUCAUCGAAGAGGACGGCGAGAAGCGCGUCAACAUGGCGCACCUGAGCAUCGUCGGGGCGCACGCCGUCAACGGCGUCGCGCGCAUCCAUUCGGAGAUCAUCAAGGAGGCGUUGUUCAAGGAUUUCUACGAGUUGGAUCCGGAGAAGUUCCAGAAUAAGACGAACGGGAUCACGCCGAGGCGGUGGUUGUUGCUGUGCAAUCCGGGGUUGAGCGAUUUGGUGUCGGAUAAGAUCGGCGAGGGGUGGAUCGUGCGAUUGGACGAGUUGAAAAGUUUGAAGAGGUUCGCGAAGGAUGGGAAUUUCCAGAGGGCCGUGAUGAAGGUGAAGCAGGAGAAUAAGCUCCGGUUGGCGCAGCUUUUAGAGCGCGACUACGGCGUCAAAAUCAACGUGGCCUCGAUCUUCGACAUCCAAGUCAAGCGCAUACACGAAUACAAACGGCAACUGCUGAAUUGCCUCCACGUAAUCGUCCUCUACAAUCGCAUCAAGAAGAAUCCCACCGCCAAAAUCACGCCGCGGACGGUCAUGAUCGGCGGCAAGGCCGCCCCCGGCUAUUACGUGGCCAAGAAGAUCAUCAAAUUGAUCAAUAGAGUGGGCGGCGUGGUGAACAACGAUCCGAUCGUCGGCGAUAAAUUGAAGUUGAUCUAUUUGGAGAAUUACCGGGUGACUUUGGCCGAGAAAAUCAUGCCGGCGGCCGAUUUGAGCGAGCAAAUUUCGACGGCCGGUACCGAAGCGUCGGGAACAGGCAACAUGAAAUUCCAAUUGAACGGCGCCCUCACCAUCGGCACCCUCGACGGCGCCAACGUCGAAAUGGCCGAGGAAAUGGGCGACGAGAACAUCUUCAUCUUCGGCAUGACCGUCGACGAAGUCGAAGAAUUGAAAAAACGCGGUUACGACGCCCGCGAAUUCUACGAAUCGCUGCCCGAGGCCAAACAAGCGAUCGAUCAAAUAUCGAGCGGGUUCUUCAGUCCGGAGAAUCCGGACGAAUUCAAGGAUAUCGCCGAUGUGCUGCUCAAGUACGACAGGUUCUUUUCGUUGGCCGAUUUCGAGGCGUACGUUAAAAAGCAGGACGAGGUGGCCAAGGUUUAUCAGAACCAAUCGAAAUGGGCCGAGAUGUGCAUCCAGAACAUCGCCUCGGCAGGGAAGUUCUCCAGCGAUCGAACCAUCAUCGAAUACGCCCGGGACAUUUGGGACGUCGAACCGAGUUACGAGAAACUGCCCGAUCCGUCCGUUCCCAGGGAGUUGGCUUUGAAAUGAAUCUCUACGCUCUCACUCUCUCUAUACGAGGCGCUCGAUUGUUUUCUUUUUUUCUUUGAAAGAAACAAUAGACGACCGUUUUUUUGUUUUUGUUAAAAAGAAGGCCGUCUGCGAUUCGUUCGACCUGUUAGUUAUGAAAAUUUAGAGAUUUAUUAGCUAAUUUUUAAAGAGUCAUUUAAGAGAAAAAAGUUGUUCGUGUAUAAUAUAUAUAUGUACUAUUUUUUCUUUUUUUUU